AUGAGCGUUAUUCAAACGGAUAAACAUCUUACAGAGGAGCUUAAAAUUGCCCAUAUCAAAAUUUUUGUUAACAGUUACAUUGAAUUGACCAAUGAAUUUUCAGUUGCAACGACAAUGCUCAGGACCAAGAUAUUAUUGGGCUUCUCUUUGGACUUUUUUAAGAUAUGCUUCAUUAUAUACAGACUUCUAAAGGACAAAUCUUUGAAUGAGGCAAUAAUAUUUUGGUUUGGAGAAGGUCUCGUAUAUGUGCUCACCAUGUGCAUACCACUGGUGUUGAUGGAGUUGGCUUUUAAUGAUUUAGAUGACAUCAACACUAUUCUGGCGGAUGAGCUGUUAAUUUAUAAAGACAAAACUCUGCGUCUCAUUGUGCACGAUACUUUAGACUACAUUGAAACGUCCAAAUGCUUCUUAUGGCCUAAGUUCUCGAUGAAUGUAAAGUUUGCCACUCCCCCGAAGUGUGAAACAUUUAAAAAUGUAAACGAUGACUCGUUAUAUAAAGAUAAAGACAUCGCAUCUGCUUGGCACCAAUAUCAUUAA
Messenger RNA from Arctia plantaginis, 537 nucleotides. Lineage: Eukaryota; Metazoa; Arthropoda; Insecta; Lepidoptera; Erebidae. The record is from the annotation of a GenBank genome assembly.